AUGUCACUUCAAGUGAGAUUUAUUACAAGACUCGACAAAUAUUCCGUACCGGAUUCAACAUUGGUUAUUCCAUCAUCAUCGACCAAUGCUCAAUUGGAAGCAAUUCUCAAAGGAUUAUUACAACAAUCAGUAUCAACGAAAGAAUUAACUCGUGUUUCAUUUGAUUUUUUAUGUUUAAAUCAAUUGAUUCGUUCAUCAUUAGAAGAACAUAUUCGUGAGAAAGAUGAAUCAUUAGUUGAAUCAGUUAUUGAUAUCGAAUAUAUUGAAAAAUUCCAAGCUCCUGAACCCGAAGAUGCUUUAAUGCAUGAUGAUUGGGUUUCUGCAUGUCGAUCAUUAGGUGAUACAAUUUUAGUUGGUUGUUAUGAUACAAAAGUUCAUCUAUGGAAUAAUCAAGGAGAACAUAUAACAAGUCUUCCAG
Adineta ricciae is the source of this 418-nucleotide messenger RNA. Lineage: Eukaryota; Metazoa; Rotifera; Eurotatoria; Adinetida; Adinetidae. The record is from the annotation of a GenBank genome assembly.